AGCUUCUUUCCUCCGGGAGCCCACGGCGGAUCACACGCGCAGCCAGCACCGGGAGAGCUCGACGGAAACGGGGCGGGCUCGUCCGUGCUAGCUCCCUUUCCUUUCAUGGGACAAAAACCGAAAAACAGAGACUAUCUCCACUGCCAGGUGUGUUGUUUAGGAAGCAUGCAGCAGAGACCACUUCAACUGUCGAUACCUCACACAAUCAGAAAGGAAUGCAGACGUCUACAUGGAAGCAUCAACCUUUUUUGGGAAAAGAAAACAGCUGGACAUUCUUUCCAAAUAUGUGGCUGCUCUUUAAGAGGCUGGUUUUCAGUUUUUUUAUGUCUGUUUUUUCCUGUUCUGACUUGUUAAAUAACAUAUUUUGAAUACGAAUAUAGAUUUCUUAAAAUUAUAUAUAUAAAAAAACCUCUUCAGGUAAUGAUGCUUGGAUAAAUCCCACUGUAAUCAGAUUACUUUUUAGCCUUUAUGUCUCAAGUACAGAGCUGGAUUGAUUCAAAAUAAUGUCUUUUGGUUGAAUUUCACCAAUUAAAAUGACAGGAGCUACAUGUCUCUCUGUCAGCAUUGGAUGAUAUGGAUUGUAUGUGAACUUGGUGAGUUGUGCAUUGUUUGCUUUGAAGCAGAGCGUUUUGAUUGUUCUGGUGGAGCGGCAUCUGUCCAAGCAGACUCUUCCUUCUUUCUCUUCGGUUUCAGGUGACUAUUCAGCGAGGAGCUUCAGUCCCACGCUCCACUGCAAUGUAAAUUGGAUAACUGCGGCUGACGUGGCUGAAGUGUCGCUGCUGCCUUUAAAGAAUAUCUGUUUGUUGAAAAGCCUGACCUCAUGGAAGGGCCAAUAUUGUCUUUCGGCUGGACCUGAAUGGGGUUCUUUGUGUGUCUGUGGGCAUGUGAUCCCAGAUAAGCAGCCCCCUCCCUCAGCACCUCCUGCCCUCUGGAUUGAACGUGCACGUGGUGGAGUCGCUGCUGCUCGGAUCCAGCUGAUUACAGCACGAGUUACAGCGGCGAGGUCACGGCUGCUGUUGGCAGCUGGUGCCUGCCCCUCCCCACCACCACAUGCAUGCCCACCCCAAGGAGAGAAAUCAGCCACUCUAACCAGAAUCUCAUGGACAGCUGCUGACAUCUGUGUUUGAUCCCAAAUAAAAGAACCAUUCCAGCAGCCCGACCUCAGUCUGCAUCGGUCAGAGACUUGGCUAGCAUGGCCGCCCAUCGGAUCAGAGCCACCAACAACACUUCUCUCCCACGCUGCAAAUCAGAGGGCACACUAAUCGACCUCAGUGAAGGAGUGUCUGAGGCCAGUCUGACUGAUGUCAAAGUGCCUUCCCCCAGUGCCUUAAGACUUGAUGCCACUGCUUCCUUUGGAACAGCCAGGGAAGUUGUUGCCAUUAAAGACUACUGCCCAUCCAGCUUUACUACACUGAAGUUUUCAAAAGGCGACCGCCUUUAUGUUCUCGAUGCAUCAGGAGGAGAGUGGUGGUAUGCCCAUAACAACACAGAGAUGGGGUACAUUCCUGCUGCAUACGUUCAACCCAUUAACUAUAGAGACUCGUCCUUCAGUGACAGUGGAAUGAUUGACACUGUGGGAGAGAGUAACGAGGAGGCAGCCAAAGAAAUUGACCUCUUAGGAGAAUGGUCAGGAGUGAUUCUGAAACCAACAACCUUCCAAAAUGGAAAUCCAUUUACAACAAACCAUACCUCUACAAACCCUUUUCUAAAUGGGAGUCCUCAAAACUCACUUGAUCAGAACAGCAGAGAGAAAUCUAUUGACCUCCUCCUCUUUGAUAUGGUUUCUCCAUCAGUGCCGAACUCCACCAGCAGCACUGCCGACCACAGUUUUGGCAGUGCUGGUUUCCAUUUAAACCCUCUCAAUCCCACUUUGGACGUGGGGCAGACGUUGCGCAGGGAAAACCCUUUUUUUAGAAGCAAACGUUCCUACAGCUUGUCUGAGCUGUCUAUUCUGCAGGCUCAAACAGAUGCUCCCCAGGCCUCCAAUGGUUUCUUCAAAGGCCUCAAAGCUCCAGCACCAGAACAAUUUCAGAGCAGGGAGGAUUUUCGCACAGCUUGGCUUAAUCACCGGAAGUUAGCCAGGUCUUGCCAUGAUCUGGAUUCACUGGGCCAGAGCCCUGGCUGGGGACAGACACAACCAGUAGAGACCAACAUUGUUUGUCGGUUGGAUAGCUUAGGAGGUGCCGUCCAACUUCCAGACACUAACAUUAGCAUCCUCAUACCCGAGGGCCACGUGGCACCAGGAGACACCCAACAGAUUUCAAUUAAAGCCCUUCUUGACCCUCCAUUGGAGCUAAACAAUGACCGCUGUACCACCGUCAGUCCUGUUGUGGAGAUCAAGCUGAGCAACAUGGAGUGCAAAACUACCAUCACGCUUGAAAUGAAAGUGUCAGUAGUUGUAAAAGUGGAGAGCAGAAAGACUACUGAAGUACUGUGUGUAAGAAGUGAUUGUAAGGAAGGACCGUACAGCCCCAUUCCUCAAGCAUACGUAUACGGUGACACAGUUCAAGUGUGCCUGGACAACCUUGAGCCAUGCAUGUAUGUGUGUGUAGUGGCCCAGACUCAGUCUAUCGCUCCGGACUGCACAGUUUGGGAGAAUGUGGUGAAAAAGAUCACAUUAGGAGUAUAUGGUCCCAAACACAUUCAUCCAUCCUUCAAGACAGUUGUGGGAAUGUUUGGCCAUGAUUGUGCCCCAAAGACACUGCUGGUGAGUGAUGCCAGUAAGCAGGCACAGUCCACACCCCCAGUUGCACUUCAGCUCUGGGGUAAACACCAGUUUGUUUUGUCCAGACCUCAGGAUCUCCAUGUUGGUGUUUACUCCAACAUGGCCAAUUAUGAAGUAAAAGCUAGUGAACAGGCCAAGGUAGUCCGGGGAUUCCAGGUCAAACUCGGAAAAGUAAGCAGGCUGGUCUUUGUAAUUUCUUCCCGCGAUGCUGAAGAUGUUUCUGAUUUCACUUUAAGAAUACAGGUCAAAGAUGAUCAAGAUUGUAUACUGGCUCAAUUUUGCGUCCAGACACCAACUCCUCCACCAAAAGCAGGUCCAAAGACAUCUGUGCAAAGACGAUUCCUCAAAAAGAAGGAAGUAGGAAAGAUAGUUUUGUCUCCUCUUGCUGUCGCCACCAAAUACCCUGUCUUCCAGGACCGCAAAAUAAACAACCUAAAGUUUGGAAAAUUAAUCAAAACUGUCAUUCGACAAACAAAAAAUCAGUACUUGCUUGAGUACAAAAAGGGAGAUUUUAUUGCUCUGUUGAAUGAGGAGAAGAUUAAGCUGAAAGGUCAGCUGUGGACCAAAGAGUGGUACAUUGGAUAUUAUCAGGGUAAAAUUGGUCUUGUUCAUGUUAGAAAUGUGCUAGUGGUUGGGAAAGUUAAACCGAUUUACUUCAGCGGGCCUGACCUUACAACAUCCCUGUUACUGGAGCAGAUUCUCAAACCCUGCAAGUUCCUCACCUACAUCUAUGCCUCUGUAAGGACUAUACUAAUGGAGAACAUCGGCAGCUGGCGGGCAUUUGCAGACGCCCUUGGGUACAUCAACUUGCCCUUGACUCAUUUUUGUCGGGCAGAGCUGGACAGUGAGCCGGAGAGAGUGGCAUCUGUAUUGGAGAGGCUGAAAGAGGACUGCAACAACACAGAAAGUAAAGAGAGGAAGUCCUUCCAGAAAGAACUGCUAACGGCUCUGUUGAAAAUGGACUGUCAGGGUUUGGUAGCCAGAUUGGUCAUGGACUUUGUGCUCCUAACCACUGCUGUGGAAAUUGCUGGACGAUGGAGGGAGCUGGCUGAGAAGCUUGUUAAGAUUUCCCGCCAGCAGAUGGACGCUUAUGAGGCACCGCACCGUGACCGAAACGGAGUGGUAGACAGUGAGGCCAUGUGGAAGCCCGCCUAUGACUUCCUGGUCACAUGGGCAGCUCAGAUCGGCGACAGCUACAGGGACGUGAUCCAGGAGCUGCACAUGGGUCUGGACAAGAUGAAAAGCCCCAUCACAAAGCGCUGGAAGCACCUGACUGGCACGCUCAUCCUGGUCAACUGUCUGGAUGUGCUGCGAAGCUCCGCCUUCAGUCCAGCUGUUCAGGACGACUACGCCAUCUGAGGCCCCUCCCAUUCCCCACCACACGCUGCAGAUUUGCUGUCCACUGUCGUACAUGGUGGUUCUGUUACUGCAGCACUGCCUGCAGUUCUUCAAACACAGGGAACUCCAGCAGACUGCACAGCGCUGCGUGGAGCUCUGUGACUCCCAGCUGAUCUUGCACUCUUCUAUAUUUUUUGUACUCUAGUUAUGGCACAGCAUAUUUGUAGAGCGACUCUCUGGACUCUUUGGUUAACAACUGUGGAUUUCAUGCCAAGAGACACUAUUUUUAAGUAAAAUGAUUUUGUCUUGUAUGUAUAAAUAAUACAAUUUGUUACCUUAUUGCUCCUGUGUCAGACCUGCUAUAUUUAUUUGUUUUUCUCUAUCACAUAGUCUCUUUUGACAUUUUUUACAACCAGCAACAGCAACAAAGCAUUUAAAAACAUACAUUUUCCAUAACUUUGGGUACACAACACAUCUAUGGCGUAACUCAACAUAACGAGGAGCAGAUUGGGACUGGAGUUUGACUUAAUGCAUCUUUUUUUGGUUGAAAGUGACUAACAUGCAAUGCUCACUAAGUGAGACGAAGUUGCUUUACAAAAACGAACUGCAAAUGAUUCAUGCUGCAACUCUCAAAUGUAUUAUUUCAACCAAUAGGCUAUGGGAUAGGUUGACAAAGACAUGCAGUUCUUGAUAGUACCAUACCACUUGAUCUGUUUCAGGUAAUUUGUGGUCUGAAACAUUUCUACUAUUUGUCCCUAACACAGAAGGAAAUAUGACAUAUUUCUCUGUUUCCCUCUAAUUUUCAUCCAAAACACUGACUGAAAAAGAACAUUUUUCUGAAAAAACACUAAGCUUGCAUUAGGGCCUAAAGAGCUGGACAGACAAUUCAGGUCUAUUAGCUUGAUUAGAUUUUGUCGGAUAAGACAAAAUCUCCAUUUAAGGUCUGAAUUACUGCAUUGCUUCUCCCACUGAUGCUUUGCCAGAUAGUUGUACAUGUUUGUGUGUCUGACAUUUGAAGAAAAAUGCCUUUAAAUGCCAUUUAGUGAGACUAAACUUCUGUUUACUGGGCUCUGUCUGCUAAUGAUAUAUUGUUGUUUGCAGGCCCUCUUUCUGAGGAACGCUGGAAUUUUAAAAUAACAAAUAUGAUUUCACAUAACCUCAAGAAAUGUUAUGAGUUAAGUUUAUUUUAAUCAGAAACUGUGUGCAAGGUCAGAAUCCCAUUAGCUGAAGGUGAGGAAGUGCACGAAAAGAAAAAUUUGACUUUUUAUGCUGUUAAAAAAUAGAUACAUAAUUGUGCCUUUUUGGAUUUUAGAUGACUUUUUUUUUCUAAAUGUAAGCAGGAGUUUGGUGACAUUUCUGUUGAGUUUCAGCUAAAACUCCAGCUGGACAUUUUUUUAAUUAGUUUUGGUAUUCUUGUUUUACAAUCUUUAUUUUUCAAAAAACAGUAAGAUGUCAAAGUGGUAUAUCAAUUUAAAUGAAGGAAUAUCAAAGUGCAUAACCUGUAAAAGAUUCCAUGUUUUUUUCUAUUUGCUCUAGCAGGAACUUAAAAACAUGAUUUGUACCCAAUGUUUCACAUUAAUUUAGUAUGUAGUAGAAUUUAGUUUGUUAAAAUACAGAAUCUGGAAAAUAAAAGAUACCAAAACAAAAAAUAAAUAAAUAAACUGCC
Molecule: messenger RNA, 5729 nt
Organism: Oryzias latipes (Japanese medaka)
Lineage: Eukaryota; Metazoa; Chordata; Actinopteri; Beloniformes; Adrianichthyidae
Source: RefSeq, a predicted model, not a curated record